UGACAGGGGUUUGAUUUGAGCAUGAAGACUCCAUUCAGCAGCGAGCACCUCAUCAGGUAAGACUGCGGCUUCACCUGGAUCUGCUCACCUGAUCGCUGAUUCGGGUGUUAAACACACAGGGCGUCACCAUGGUAACCGUGUCACUCCUGUUCCUCCUGCUCUCAGCCUUUUCUCCUCCAGUCCGCAGCCGCCUCACUGCCUUCCAUUUCAUUCCGCGUAAUAUGACUUGGACUGAGGCUCAGACAGCAUGCAGAGAGAGUUACACCGACCUCGUCACUGUGUACUCUGAUGAAGACAACACUGAACUGGAAACUAUGAUGAACAACACUAAUAUCAGUGAUGGAUGGAUCGGUCUCCAUCGUUGUAAGGACAGUGGGAACAGUGGGUGCAGUGAGAAAUGGUCGAAUGGUGAUGCUGUAACAUUUAGAAACCUGACAGGGAAUUGUGGAACAUCGAACUGCUGUGCUGCUAUGAAGGCUGAUGGUGCGUGGGAUUGGCUUCAGUGCAACGGGAUAAAACAUUUCAUGUGCUAUAGACAAGAUGCUUCUUCAAAGGUUCCUAAGUAUCAUCUAAUCCUUGAGAGUAAGACGUGGUAUGAAGCUCAGCGUUACUGCAGGAGGAACUACACUGACCUGGUCAGCAUCAGAAACGAGCAGCAAAAUGAGGAGGUGAAGACUGAAGGGUCAAAGAGCAACACGCCCUUCUGGAUCGGUCUGCUGUGUGAUGACUGGCAUUGGAGUGAUGAAGGAAAACCUGCUUGUGGAAACCGGGAGACGGGUCAACAUCAGAACCCGAAUGAGUGUAUAAAACUGAGAGAAGGGAAAUGGCAUUCAGCACAGUGUGAUAAUACACACUAUGCUCUGUGCUACAGCACUUUCAUCCAUGUGAGUAAUGUGUCUCUGAACUGGGAGAAAGCGCUGGAUUACUGCUAUCAAGAGAACAGGGCUGGACUUCUGAAGAUCGAAUCUGCCGCUGAACAGAAAGAGGUGGAGUUUGAGCUCAGGAAGAAGGGUAUCUCUGCGCCUGUGUGGGUGGGGCUUAGACAGAGCCGACUCUUUGGGUUCUGGAUGUGGCCCAAUGGGAACGCCGUGUUUCCGUACUCCAACUGGGAUGAAGGGAAACAGCCCGAGCAUCAGCUCUCUCAGCACUGCGGCGCCAUCGAGCCACAGAACGAGUACAGAUGGAGGGAUAUGAACUGUCUGUCUCACUACACAGCUCUGUGUCACAUCAAAUGUUCUGCAUGACACACACACACGGUUCUUUUGAAUUCUCUCUCCGUUUAUGAAGAUGUGAUUAUUAAUAGAUGUUAUUUUACUAUACGUUAAUUUCCUGUUAUUGGUUCAGAUCUCGUCGCUGUGGUUUGGGGGUUUGCUUUAGACUGAAUGUUGAUUUAAAAAGUACCGACACGUUAUCUCUCUGAAGUGUCCUGUCCAUUUCUUCUGAAUGAAACUGGAUAUAUUUUAUACGUUUUCUCAGUAACGAUGCACAACGCGUACUGUAGUGUAACUGCUCCUAAUAAAGGCUCUGCCAAAGAC
Neoarius graeffei (lesser salmon catfish) is the source of this 1535-nucleotide messenger RNA. Its product is annotated as secretory phospholipase A2 receptor-like. The record is from RefSeq and is a predicted model, not a curated record. NCBI's taxonomy places the organism in Eukaryota, Metazoa, Chordata, Actinopteri, Siluriformes, Ariidae. Bases 129 to 1244 code for a protein of 371 amino acids. The transcript has 4 exons.